Messenger RNA from Beta vulgaris subsp. vulgaris (sugar beet), 852 nucleotides. RefSeq lists its product as uncharacterized. The record is from RefSeq and is a predicted model, not a curated record. The transcript has a single exon. Lineage: Eukaryota; Viridiplantae; Streptophyta; Magnoliopsida; Caryophyllales; Amaranthaceae. Bases 1 to 852 code for a protein of 283 amino acids. Gene Ontology annotation, molecular function: RNA-DNA hybrid ribonuclease activity; nucleic acid binding.
AUGCAUCAAGGGCUUCCCAUGCGUGACAAUCUCUCUCGAAGGGGCUGUGAUGUGGAUAGGAUAUUCCCUAUGUGUGGGAAUGGCGUUGAGACGAUCCUUCAUGCGUUGUUCUUGUGUCCCAUUGCACAACUUGUAUGGAAAGUUUCUCCACUGAGGCUCGAGGUUUUUGUGGGUUUGGGUGAGUCUUUCAUGGAUUGGGUUAAGUUUUUCGCUCUCAAGUUUACGGAUGAUUUGUGGUGGGCUUUGUUUUGGAGUCUCCUUUGGGGCAUCUGGCUGAAUAAAAAUGCAUGGGUAUUUGAAAAUCGUAAUCUUGAAGCUGUGAACGUGGUGGAAAGGGCCAUAAGUAAGAUGGGUGAAUUCAAUGCUGCGAAUGAAAAUGUGAAGUUGGACACGCUCGUGAUUAGAGGUGGUGAAAAAAGAUGGCAAGCCCCUAGAGAUGGAUGGUUCCAGGUCAACUCGGAUGCGGCUGUUUUUGAGGAGGGCAAGAUAGGAUGUGGUUGGGUUAUGAGAGAUAGUGUGGGAGAUGUUAUGGUGGCCACAAUGUGUUUGAUGGAUGGUGGGAUGGCAGUGGAUGAAGCAGAGGCUGUGGCUCUCCGUCAUGCAGUGAAAAUAGCCAUCGAAGCGGGCCUCCUGGAUUUUGUGGCUGGAAGUGAUAAUUUGAAACUUAUAGACCAUCUUAAAAAAGGUUUGAAGGAAAAUACUAGUUUUGGUAAUAUUGUAGCAGAUAUUUUAGAUGUUGUUUAUGUUUGUCGUAGGGUUGUUUUUAAUCAUGUGUGUAUGGAUGGCAAUAGAGUUGCUCAUAAACUCGCUCACCUUAGCAGGGAGUACAAUGAUAUAAAGAGUUUGGAUUGA